GGGACGUGGGCACUCACACUCUAGCAAAGAGCACGGCUGCAGAGAACAAAGGACAAGCCAAGAAGGCACAGGUACCGGAGCUCCGUCGGAGGGACUUCAGGAGGAAGAUGUUCCCGGUGGUUCCCCUUUGCGUGGGACUUUUAGCCUUUCUCUUGAUCAAGCAUUUCCUGACUGUUCAAAAGGCCCGACACAAACUCCCCCCCGGACCAGCACCACUUCCCAUCAUCGGUAACCUGGGGAUGCUUGACUUUCAAAUCCACCACGAAACUCUGCUAAAGAUGGCGUCAAUAUACGGAGACAUGUACACCCUCUGGCUGGGACGCAUCCCUGUGGUCGUGCUGAACGGCUUCCAGGCUGUGAAGGAGGCCCUGAUUGACCGCUCUGAGGAUUUUGCAGAGCGACCCAUUUCACCUUCCAUUGAGGGUCUAACAGGCAGUGAAGAUGGCGUCCUAUUUUCCAAUGGCAAUGUAUGGAAGCAACAGAGGCGAUUUACCCUGAUGACCUUGCGGAAUCUGGGCCUGGGGAAGAGGAGCCUCGAGGAUUGUAUUCGGCAAGAAGCCAAUCAUUUGAUCCAAGUCUUUGGGCAAGAAAAAGGAAGACCUCUGGAUCCCCACAGACCCAUAAUAUCAGCUGUUACCAAUGUGAUUUCUUUUAUGCUUUUCGGCCAUCGCUUUUCCAUGGAGGAUGAGACCUUCCACCGCUUGUCCGAAGGCUUUAGGACUUUGACUGAAUUUCAUAGCAGCUACACAGCACGACUCUACAAUGCCUUUCCAGCGGCGAUGAAGCACCUACAACCUUUCCUGCCCAGAUUGCUGGAGACAAUGGCACAUCGGAAGGAGAUUUGGAGGCUUAUCAAAGAGGAGUUAGAGCACCAUCAGAGGAACAGGUCACCAUUUGAACAGCCUCAAGACUUCAUUGACUCCUACCUUGCUCACCUGGAGAAAAACACUAGAGAAAAGGAAGACGAUGAUCCCAGCACAACGUUUACAGAAUCCAACAUGUUCCAAGUGGUCACAGAUCUCUUCAUCGCAGGCUCAGACACAACGACCACUGCUUUGAACUGGGCACUUCUCUACAUGAUGGCAUACCCAGAGAUACAAGAGCAAGUGCAGGAGGAGCUGGACACCGUCCUGGGCCCGUCCCACGUCAUCCACUACAAGGACCGGGAAAUCCUGCCCUUCACUAAUGCGGUGCUCCACGAAACUCAGAGAUACAGCAGCAUAUCCGCAAUUGGGGUCAUGCACAAGUGUAGCAAGGACACGACACUGCAAGGCGUACCCAUCCACAAGGGCACCAUUAUUUUCCCAAACAUAUUCUCCGUUCAUUACGACCCUGCGCACUGGGAAACUCCACGCAAGUUCAACCCAGGCCACUUCCUGGACAAGAACGGGAAUUUCGUGAAGAAGGAAGCUUUCUUAGCCUUCUCGGCAGGUGUCCGGGUGUGUUUGGGGGAAAAGCUGGCAAGGACCAUGCUCUUCAUCCUGUUUACCAGCCUCCUGCAAGCAUUCAGAUUCCAGCUGCCAGAAGGAGUGAAGGAAAUCAACAGGGAACCCAUUCUGGGGACUUCCUUGCAACCUCACCCAUACAAAGCCUGUGCUAUUCCUCCGUAUCCACACUACAAACUCACAUUGCCUUUGUACCAUUUUGACUCUCGUGGGUUCCCCGAAAGAAUAAUGCACCCAUCAAAGGGGUGGGACGUGGGUACUCACACUCUAGCAAAGAGCACGGCUGCAGAGAACAAAGGACAAGCCAAGAAGGCACAGGUACCGGAGCUCCGUCGGAGGGACUUCAGGAGGAAGAUGUUCCCGGUGGUUCCCCUUUGUGUGGGACUUUUAGCCUUUCUCUUGAUCAAGCAUUUCCUGACUGUUCAAAAGGCCCGACACAAACUCCCCCCCGGACCAGCACCACUUCCCAUCAUCGGUAACCUGGGGAUGCUUGACUUUCAAAUCCACCACGAAACUCUGCUAAAGAUGGCUUCAGUAUACGGAGACAUGUACACCCUCUGGCUGGGACGCGCCCCUGUGGUCGUGCUGAACGGCUUCCAGGCUGUGAAGGAGGCCCUGAUUGACCGCUCUGAGGAUUUUGCAGAGCGACCCAUUUCACCCUUCUUCGAGGGUCUAAUGGGCAGUGCACGCGGCGUCCUAUUUUCCAAUGGCAAUGUAUGGAAGCAACAGAGGCGAUUCACCCUGGUGACCUUGCGGAAUCUGGGCCUGGGGAAGAAGAGCCUCGAGGAUUGCAUUCGGCAAGAGGCCAAUCAUUUGAUCCAAGUCUUUGGGCAAGAAAAAGGAAGACCUAUGGAUCCCUACGGUCCCAUAAUAUCAUCUGUUACCAAUGUGAUUUCUGCUAUGCUUUUCGGCCAUCGCUUUUCCACAGAGGAUGAGGCCUUCCACCGCUUGUCCAAUGGCUCUAAGGCCAUGGAGAAAUUUCAUAGCAGCUAUUGGGCACGGCUCUAUGAUGCUUUUCCAGCGGUGAUGAAGCACCUACAACCUCUCCUGAACAGAUCGCUGAUAGCGCUGGCACACUGGAAAGAUCUAGUAAGACUGAUUGAGGAGGAGAUUGAACGCCAUGGGAGGACCAGGUCGCCCGAACAGCCUCCAGACUUUAUCGACUCAUAUCUUGCUCAGCUGGAGAAAACAAACACUAGAGAAAAGGGCGAAGAUGGCCCCGCCUCGAUAUUUACAGAACCCAACAUGGUUGCAGUGGUCACAGAUCUCUUCAUCGCAGGCUCAGACACAACCGCCAUUUCUUUGAACUGGGCACUUCUCUACAUGAUGGCGUACCCAGAGAUACAAGAGCAAGUGCAGGAGGAGCUGGACACCGUCCUGGGCCCGUCCCAUGUCAUCCACUACGAGGACCGGGAAAUCCUGCCCUUCACUAAUGCGGUGCUCCACGAAACUCAGAGAUACAGCAGCAUGUCCGCAAUUGGGGUCAUGCACAAGUGUAGCAAGGACACAACACUGCAAGGCAUACCCAUCCGCAAGGGCACCAUUAUUUUCCCAAACAUAUUCUCCGUUCAUUACGACCCUGCGCACUGGGAAACUCCACGCAAGUUCAACCCAGGCCACUUCCUGGACAAGAACGGGAAUUUCGUGAAGAAGGAAGCUUUCUUAGCCUUCUCGGCAGGUGUCCGGGUAUGUUUGGGGGAAAAGUUGGCAAGAACAUCCCUCUUCAUCCUCUUCACCAGCCUCCUGCGGGCAUUCAGAUUUCAGCUGCCAGAAGGGGUGGAGGAAAUCAACAGGGAACCCAUUCUGGGGAGCAGCCUGCAACCUCACCCAUACAAAGCCUGCUUAAUUCCGCGCUAGACGACAUAA
Rhineura floridana is the source of this 3311-nucleotide messenger RNA. RefSeq lists its product as uncharacterized. Lineage: Eukaryota; Metazoa; Chordata; Lepidosauria; Squamata; Rhineuridae. Gene Ontology annotation, cellular component: intracellular membrane-bounded organelle; cytoplasm. The record is from RefSeq and is a predicted model, not a curated record. The transcript has 19 exons. Gene Ontology annotation, biological process: xenobiotic metabolic process; arachidonate metabolic process. Gene Ontology annotation, molecular function: heme binding; oxidoreductase activity, acting on paired donors, with incorporation or reduction of molecular oxygen, reduced flavin or flavoprotein as one donor, and incorporation of one atom of oxygen; iron ion binding.